Molecule: messenger RNA, 603 nt
Organism: Malassezia restricta
Lineage: Eukaryota; Fungi; Basidiomycota; Malasseziomycetes; Malasseziales; Malasseziaceae
Product: glycolipid transfer protein HET-C2
Exons: 6
Coding region: 1-603 (200 amino acids)
Biological process (GO): intermembrane lipid transfer; ceramide transport
Cellular component (GO): membrane; cytosol; cytoplasm
Molecular function (GO): ceramide 1-phosphate binding; ceramide 1-phosphate transfer activity
Source: RefSeq, a predicted model, not a curated record
AUGACGACGUACUUUGAUACUUUACGUACUCCCUACCAGAACGUUCCGAUUACAGAAGAUGGCGUUGCAACGUCAGAAUUCAUUGAUGCCACGGAAGGUGUGGUCAAGCUCUUUGACUUACUGGGAAGUAGUGCCUUUGCUGUUGUACAGAAUGACAUGAAUGGCAAUAUCAAGAAAAUUCGUGAUAGACUUCUGAGUACGGGCCCAGAUCUCUCUGGCACACUACAGCUACUCGUAAAAAAUGAAGGCUUACCUGGUGACAAGAAGCGCACGGCCACCGAAGGUCUACUUUGGCUUCUUCGUGGACUUGAGUUUACGGCAAAGGCUCUGCGCUUUUCUUUAGACAACCAGAAUGAGGAGUUGGCUACAAGUUUCACUAAGGCAUAUGAGCAAACGCUUCGAAAACACCACAGCAUACUAGUUCGCCCGGUCUUCACACUCGCUAUGAAAGCUUGCCCCUACCGAAAAGACUUUUACGCUAAGCUAGGUCCUUCAGAGGACGAUGUGCGUCCACAGCUCUCGACAUGGUUAAAUGCCCUUGAAAAGAUCGUGCAGGAUAUGCAACAGUUCUUCGAGCAAGGCCAAUAUGCUAAAGGGUUUUAG